This is a messenger RNA of Bicyclus anynana (squinting bush brown), 5579 nucleotides long. RefSeq names its product transcription termination factor 2 (gene lds). The record is from RefSeq and is a predicted model, not a curated record. The transcript is spliced from 19 exons. Bases 119 to 3955 code for a protein of 1278 amino acids. Lineage: Eukaryota; Metazoa; Arthropoda; Insecta; Lepidoptera; Nymphalidae. Gene Ontology annotation, molecular function: ATP binding; ATP-dependent chromatin remodeler activity.
AAUCAAUAGUAAUAAAGAAAACGACAUUUUUGUUUUGAAUUUUGCGCUAACGUGAAUCUAAUAUUUGAUAUUUAUGUUUUGUUUUUAUCGCUGAUACUUUUUGUAAGUUGAAAAUUCAAUGAUGGAUAGUUCGUUUUUUGAAUAUCGCGACCAAACGGCCGUAGGGAGUGAUUCCGACAGUGAAAUUAUUGAUAAUAGCUUCACCCCGUCUUUCACUCCAAAAACCCCAGGAAAGAAAAAUCAAACUGUGGUACCUGAAUCUGAUGAAUACACCGAAGAUGAAUCAGAGAAAGAGAAUACUCCUGCAAAUGUAUCCAAACCGGUGAACAGAAAGAGCAAUUUGAUGGUGCCACAUAUAGUAUUAAGUAGUGACGAUGACAGAAGCAAUAGAGGCAGCAUUAGAAGACAGUCAAAUUUUUCAAAUAAUGUAGUUAUUUCUUCAGAUGAAGAAGAAACAGACCAAAUGUCCCCAGAAAUAAUACCAAAACGUCCCCCAGUUAAGCCCUCUCCAAGAUCCUCCAGUUCUUUUAUUGGAAGAAAAAAAAAGAGAAUCGUGGCCCUCUUAGAUUCUGAAUCAGACAAUUCGUUUGUCAAAGAACAUUCACGAAAGAAAAAAUGUAUAAAAGACAGUCCGGUAAAGAUUGACAGUCUACGAAAAAAAGUUAUUCGUAAUAUACAGAAUAUGAGUAUACAAAGUGAUAUUGUUGUAAGUGACAAUGACGACGAUGAUCAAUCUGAUGACGAAAGUCAGUAUGAUGAGAAUGAAUCACAAGCCAGUGAAUCAGAAAAUGAUUGUGAACAAAAUACCAAAGAUAAAGACAAAUGUCACAAUAGUGAUAAUAAUAUGAAGAAUUUCAAAUUAGUGCUAAGUGACAACAGUGAUACUUCUCUGAAUGAAGUCAGUGACAGUGAUGAACAUGAUCACAAAAAUAAAGACAAUAGUGACGACAAUAAAAAACAAUCAGAUCAAAGUGAUGCUAUAGAGCCUUCAAUAAAUGAAGGUAACGAUAUUGAACAAAGUGACAAAGAAUCUUCUAGAAAAGAAAGCAGUUUGGAGAAUGAAAAAGAUGAUACUGCCUUAUCACAUGAACUAUCAAGUGGUAAGAAAAGCAUCAACUCAAGUGACGAUGGUCUAGAAGAGGAACAGAUGGUAAUGUCGCGUGCUACUCGAAUGAGUAUCAUGGGAGUGAUACCUAAAGAUAAUGAAAGCGACGAUUCAGACUAUAUUGAGUCUGAUAAUACAAACCAUUCGUCCCGAGCAAGUUCAAUAGGAGACUUGCGCCAAUCAGAUAUUGAGAGACAUACUGUCCCAGAAGAAACUACGAAAACAAACAAUGUAGAUUGUUCUAGAACAAGCUUACCUAUGCCCAGCUCUGAACACAAUGAAACUGACAAUUCAUCAACUAAAAAUGAUUCAAAAGUCUCAAAUAGUAACCUGUACAGCCCUGAAAUAUGUAAUUUGAAAACCAAAAUGCUGGGUAGUGUGAAAAAAGAAGCUAAAUCGUACAAAGAAAGUGUCAUAGAUGAUGAUGUGACAAUAAUAGACAAGGAACCUGAGAUAAUUGCACUGAGCAGUGAUGAUGAAUUUGAGGAGAAAUCAGAACAAAAAUCUCCUAAGGAUAAGAAAUUGGGGUCCAAAGAUGGCUUUACAAAUCAGUUGCAAGGCAACACCAUCAAGCAAUACCUGGCACCCCCCAGUUAUCCAAACCAGAACAUUGUCUACGUCAAGAAGCAAGUCAGGGAAAAUGAACUCCAGAAACUCAACGGGCUCAGAGAGGACUUGCAGAAUGUUAGGUACUUAAUGGACAAUAUGGAUGUCUCUACGCUGCCGGACCAUGGCGCGAAGCUCAUGGAGCGGCUCAACACGCUAGAGCGUGACGUACAGCGGCAGGGGGACAAAGUCGCCAACAUGAUCGUCGAGCCAGAGAUGCCUACCAUAGAAGAUAUAGCCAGAGACGGGUUUGCCUCAGCCUCAGACAGAGGCCUCACUUGGGAUGACAUUCAGAAGGCCAGCAAUGCUGUGCAGCCGAGGAUGUUUGGCAAACAAGCAAUGUCCACCCACGUGGCCGAACGCAACGUGAUCCUGGACCGUUUGCGCGAUCUGUACGAGUCUCUCGCGUCGCGGCCUAAAGAGAACUCGCUCGCGAAACAGCCGGCCGGCGUGAAGACCGAGCUGAUGGAGCACCAGCUGCACGCGCUCGCCUGGCUGCGCUGGCGGGAGACACAGCGACCUUCGGGCGGCGUGCUGGCGGACGACAUGGGCCUGGGGAAGACCAUCACUAUGAUAUCGCUUAUAGUCGCCGACAAGGAAGGCACCAUCGAUGAUGAUGAAGAUGACGACGAACCAAUAAACGCAAGACUGACUAGAGGAGGCACUCUGGUGGUGUGCCCCGCCACGCUCGUCCAGCAGUGGGCUGCCGAGGUGGGCAAACACUGCAAAUCCCACGCGCUGUCCGUGUGCCUGCACCACGGCGCCUCGCGAGCUACGCAGCCGCACCGACUGGCCGCCAACGACAUUGUCAUCACCACGUAUAACAUUCUGCAGAGAGAAAGUGAAAAGAAAGGCGUGCUAACGCGCGUCCGCUGGCGCCGCGUGAUCCUGGACGAGGCGCACGUGGUGCGCAACCACAAGUCGGCCACGUCGCAGGGCGUGUGCGCGCUGCCCGGCCGCCGCCGCUGGGCGCUGACCGGCACGCCGCUGCACAACAAGGACCUGGACAUGUUCGCGCUGCUCAAGUUCCUGCGCUGCACGCCUUUCGACGAGCUCACCAUGUGGAAGAAGUGGAUCGACAACAAGAGUCUGGGCGGCUCGCAGCGGCUCAACACCAUCAUGAGCUGCGUGAUGCUGCGCCGCACCAAGCUGCAGCUGCAGGAGCGCGGCCAGCUCAAGUGUCUGCCCGACCGCAGCUCGCAGGAGAUCCUGGUCACGCUCACGCAGGAAGAGAUGAACGUCUACCAGAAGGUGCUGGUAUUCUCGAAGACGCUGUUCGCACAGUUUCUCCACCAGCGCGCGCAGAAGCAGUCCGGCCUGCAGAGCGUGGUGGCGCCCAACAAAAACAGCGAGUACGCUAAAAUGCAUAAGAAGAUGAUCGCUUUACAAGGUGCUAAACCGGUGAAGUCCCACGAGAUCCUGGUGCUGCUGCUGCGGCUGCGGCAGGUGUGCUGCCACUGCGGCCUCAUCGCCGCCAUGCUGGACCACGACAACAGCACCGAGCUGGCGGAGGACGCCGGCAGCGAGGAUCUGCUCGCCGAGCUGAACAAGCUCACGCUGGAGGACAACAACGCCAAGAGACGAAGCACGGGUAGACAUGAUGACGAGAACGAGGCCGAGCCCGGCGAAGGGACGACGGCGGCCGAGGCCAUCAAGUCCGUCCUCUCGUCCAACAACCCCGUGUUCAGCCUACAGAGACAGUCGUCCAAGAUCAAAGCUGUCAUGGAGUGCCUUCAAAAUAACGUUUUUAGUAAAAAAGGAGAGAAAGCUGUAGUGGUAUCCCAGUGGACAUCGGUGCUGGGGCUCGUGGAACGCGAGCUGAAAGCGGCCCGCAUCGGCUGCGUCACGCUACGCGGGGACGUGCCCGUCACCGCGCGCGCCUCGCUCAUCACUGCGCUCAACAACCCCAGCUCGGACGUGCGGGUAAUGCUGUUGUCCCUGUGCGCGGGCGGCGUGGGGCUGAACCUGUGCGGCGCCAACCACCUGCUGCUGCUGGACCCGCACUGGAACCCUCAGCUGGAGGAGCAGGCGCAGGACCGCAUCUACCGCUUGGGACAGCUCAAGCUUGUCAACAUCUACAGGUUCGUGUGCGUGGACACAGUGGAGCAGUCCAUCAGGCAGCUGCAGAAGGCCAAGCUGGAAUUGGCCGAGAACGUGCUGACCGGUGCCAAGAACACCGGCUCCAACGUCUCCAUCGAGGACCUCAAGUUGCUCUUCAACAUGGGGCCGCAGAACAACUCUUGAACAACCUUCCUACUUAACUUGGCUGUGCUUAAACUUAUAUGUGGAGCGGCGAAAUCGAAAAUGUUGUUCUCUCAUUUUAUGAGAUGAAAGAGAGAGUUUUUCUCUUUAUUUUUGAGAUGGGAGUUGAAAAAGAGAGCGAAGUUUUUCUCUUUUUUUUUUGAGAGCAACAUUUUCGAUUUGCCACUAUUGGUCGACAAUAUGUCUUUCUCUCGACGCGAGCUAUGUUGCACCAUAGACCUACUGGAAGUCAUACAUUCGCAAUUACUUGUAAUUUUACUGUACAGUGCACACUCAUCUCCAACAACUACUUGCGCGACUUGAAUUGUACAUAAUGAUAUGGUAUGAGCUCAGACCAAUUAUUGUAUAGGACCUGCCUCGCUAGAUGUUACUUUUCUGUGAAAAUAUAUGAUCAACGAUCUAAUGCGAUUAUAAAAACUGUCUCUAUUUAAUCGGUGUUAAAUAGUUGUAAUCGUGUUCAUGUGAGCUCCGUAAAAUACCUUUUUGUGUAAUUGAAUUGUGUAAAAAUCGGACAAAAACCUUUAGUUUAGUACAAGAUAUAUACCAAAUCUAAGCUCGUUUUCCUCAGAAAAUGACAGACAAUUUUGUUCGUGACUAUGAGUGCGAUACAGGUCCUUCUAUAAUUGGUCUGAGGGUAUGAGUGAUUAUUACUGAUUAUGUUUUCAGCCUGUGCUAGCUAGACCUACGUGAUUUUAUAAAAGCUGAGAGUUUGUCAGCCCUUGCUCCUACCAUAGAUAGAUAAAUAUAGAGUUUGGACCAUAGUAGGAGAAAGUAAGUUUCAAUGGGUUCAUACAUUUAACUUUGGGGAUCUUGUUAGAGAAAGAGUAGGUACACCCGAAAUAGAAAAAUGUUUAUACUUUUUAGAGACAAUAAGCUGCUACAACUAACUUAUUCCCGUUUAGUUGAGUAAGACGAUGGUUUAUUUUUUUGUUUUAUGUUUAUUUUAUAAAAUGUAGUAGGUAGGUCUGACCAUAUCAUGCUCUACUCCACUACAUGAUGAUAGAUAUUAGGUUUACUUAUUAAAAAAAAUUAAGAAAAACAUAUCAUAGAUAACAGAAUAAAAUAUAUUGAAUAGCUUGGCAAACUCGUUGGUAACAUUCCCGAUGCCCCGCGCGCACGAUGUCAUACCCGCGCAGUCCCCCUUUUGCCCCGAGCGUACGACUUCACACCUUCCUUCCCCCGUCGCCCGCAUAUCAUGUGAGUGUUAUUAACGAACUUUCCAAGCCCAGCCAUAUUUAAGUCCCAGUGAAAUUUAAAUGAUAUUUCCCAUAUAUUUUAUUAUUGUAUAAUAUGAUAUUUCCCAUUAUAUGUUAUUGAAAAAUGAAAAACAGGUAUCUAUGUACGAUAUAGGUUCAUUCAUAUUUCGACUAACAUUUCUUUCUCUCUGUUUUUUUCUUUUUGUCUUCCUUGAAUAGUAAUUUCAGGGUUGUCGUGUUCCACAAUUACAACUAACUACAACUUUCUUGUACUAUGUAUUACUAAAAAAAAUAUUAUUUUAUUUUCAAUUUAUUCUUAUAUUCUAUUGUAUGGUAAAAAAUUAAUACAUUUUUAUGAUAAUGAAAAAAAUAUUAUAAGAUUUUAAUAAAUAAUUAUUUGGUUACUAAAA